GCUGUGAGCACACAGACGGGGCGCGAGCAGAAGCUGCUGCUGCUGUUUUCAGAAAAUGGCCGACAGAUUUUCUAGGUUCAACGAAGAGCGUGAUUUCCAGGUAAUGCAUGACACACGAAUAUUGAAAGAUGCGUUUAUUAUCACAUUUAGACCUUUUCGCGCACACUUGUGGAAUUCGGUUCAGCUAACGGUGAAGAGUUAUUGUCAGCUACUUCACGCAGUUCGGUCUGUAAUGCGCGUCCUAGCACUGCAAGCUAGCUAAGCUAACGCUAGUGAACGAGCCCAUUGCACUGCGGCUGCUGGUUCUAAGUUCCCUCGUGUAUCAGGGUUCAUGAAGUGUAACAUUCCUUACAGCGUGUGUCUCACAUAACACCAGCACAAUAAAGAGAUAUUGAAGCACCACCAGCCAGUUUGUGACCUUGGAUAGACUGGUUGUUUAUCGACAUAUGCUAACGAUGCGUAGCUAGCAGGAAGCUAACCUGUACGCACAUUUGGGCUUCAUCGGCAUUAGCGAGAAAUAGCUGCAUCAUUUUCACUCAUAGCUCUAAUAUAGCAACUGCGGGUGAUAAUAAUAACUAAUCAGAACCUUAACUAGUCAAAGUCAUGUCUGUAUUUGAUCAUUACUGGUAUAUACUGCAUUUAAAAUGGGCAGUCUGAGUAAUGAUAGAUGAUAUUUCAACAUCAUGUCCUUGUCGUUUCUCAUCUGUUUGAUUUUCUGUUGUCAUUUUGUGUUUUCUGUCGCAGUAAAUGUAGUUGGUUUCAGUUUGUUGUAAUUUUGUGUCUGUAAUGUCACAUUCAUUACUAAUCUAAACACAUGAGGCAGUAAACCACUCUAAAUGUAUUAUCGGGGCUGCUCAGGUUCCGGAGGUUUGUCAUUUAUCAUCCCAAUAAAACAGUCAUUAUUGACAUCAACAUUGUAGUAUGUUUGCAAUCCAAACAGUAGUGUCAUAGCUGGGCUGCUGAAUUGUUCAACCUAUGUUUAAACGGUUUGCCUGUAGCUUUCUUAUCAGUGAUCUACAACCGCACCCAGUAAAAGCCAAACAAAACACCACUGACUUUGACAGCAAACUAAGUCCAUAAUGUAAGUCAGUGGUUUCUCAUCACUCACUCAUCACAGGUAUUGUUUCUAAAACCCCUCAGUUGGCAUUAUUUUCUCCCUGCAUACAUGUUGUACAUACACAUAUUUUGAAGCCACUGAACAGGUUAAUUCUUCUUUAACAUGGUUAUAAUUAGCUCAUCCACCUGCUUGGAAUGCAACGAAAUUAUUUACGAGGAAAGUCACUGUACUUCAUUCUGCUUCCCAUCCUUCUCAGAGACAAGCCAAUGUUUAAAUAUGAGCAUCUUCUUCGUAUCAGUGGAGUGUUUUCAGUUUUUUGGAUUGGAUCAGUGGUUCUCAAGUCCAGUCCUCGAGGCCCACUGUCCUAUGAUCAGCUCAUUAUCAAGCUCUGUUAUGGCUUAAUAACGAGCUAAUCAUUUGAAUCAGGUGUGUUGGAGCAGGAAAACAUCCAAAACAUACAGAACAGUGGGCCUUGGGGACUGGACUUGAGAACCACUGGAUUAGAUUAACCAAUGUGAAGCUACUUUACAUACUUCAGCCUACAGUUUUGGGAGUACAUGGCUGCUGUCUUGUACAGACAUUCUAUUUUAACUAUUGACUGCUCAAUAAAUGUUGCCACCAGUAUAUAAAAAUUGAAGUUUUGUUGGAUCUUGAUAUGAUUAAGAACUGGGAGGUACAUUUUUUUGCACGUUAAACAAGAAGGCUUUUGUCUCAUCUGUGUUGGCUGUGUUGUCUCAGCACUGCUGAGUAAACAAUGAUGUUCAGGGUCAGAGAAAUGACCUGGAUGAGUUAUCUAAACCAGCCCAGCAACUUUUCUUACAUUUUCCAGGCAGCAUUGUCUUUUACACCCCCAUCAAAAAGUUGUUUUUUUUGUCAUUGUGAAAUACUAUUUCAUGCCAUUGUGAAAUACAGUGAAAUGUCAUAAAUUUUUCCCUGAAAAUUGCUGCCUGCUGUUCUUUUAUUGUCAACUUCUUGUUUGAGUAAUGUGGCAAAAUAGGCAGAGAAACUCUUUACAAAUCUCUCUCUGUGUAUGUAUAUAUAUAUAUAUAUAUAUAUAUAUAUACAUAUGAAGGGAAUUAUUUGUGAAAUAGUUUUUUUUUUAAAUCCAACCAACCGUGUUGAUUUCUAGUGGGAACUCAGUAUUCUGGUGUUUUGUCAGUGAGAGGUGAACUGCAGUAGAGGCUGAAUGAGUCUGUUGAGAGCAGCCCCAGCUCCGCACAGUGAAGCUCUGUGUUUGAGAACUGCUGUGGAGGCAUUCAUAUGUUCAGUAUUCAGAAAGUUUACCUCUGACUCCACUGACUAAAGCCUGCUGCCAAGCAACACGGCUCAGGAAACACCCACAGAUGGUCUACCUCAUAUCGGCAGCACAACCAGUCCAACAGCUCAGUCAGCUCUAUUGAUUUACAUUGUUGUUUGAGCCGUAGCAUGCGGCUAACCUUGAGUUGUAGAAACACAGCAGGCAAUUGAUGAGCUUCCACAGAGCCGUCUGGCAGUAGAUCUCUUACUUUUAAUGUGGGAUGGUGGGUCGCAUCCAUUUGCCUGAAGUGGAACAAAUGGAAAUUUGCUCUCUUGAUAUACAUCAGAGGGUAAAGUGAUGAUCAUUGCUACUCAGCAUUGCUGUGGUAUUUGUGUACCAGCCAAGCCAACGAGGAAACAAACAGCAGUGAGAAUGAGAAAUCAUUGGGUAGGUGGGAUUUGUGCUGACAGGACACAAAGUGGUCGUUGAGCAGGAGAGAUGAGGAAGGGGAAUCAUCGAUUUUUUCAUUUGCAUCUCCUCCUCAUCAUAAUCCACAGCUUCACUUAUGCUGAUGAAGUAUCUUGUUUCUUCUGAAUUAAUGACUAAAAGCGUGGCAUCAAAUCACCUCAUUACUGCAGGCUGAUUCAAGCAGUUGCUUAUCUCUGCAAAGCCAGAUUCCCCGAGAGACUGCAUGGGGUAAAUUGUCUUUUAUGGCUCAGCCUGUUUUCACAUUGUCUUUUUACAGCUAUGUUAAAUGUCCAGUUAUGUAGCUAUACAUGGUGAAAGCCCGACAUGAUAAAAAGGAAAAUGUAAAUAUUCAAUUGUGCACCCCCCGUCCUUUGGUGAAUAAGUAAAAUAACUCCUGAUGAAGAUGUUUUUAUUAGUCUUAUUGCUUGAGCUGCAGGCCGCUGGUAAAUAGUAAAACCAUGGACUAUAUUUGGACUUGUUCAGUUUCCAUCUUAUUUGAAGGUCAGAAGAAAACAGCUCACAAACAUGACCUUCUUUUCUCCUCUGCAGCUAAAGAGAGGAAGCCAUCUGUCUCAGGGCAGAAACUGCUCUAUAAACACCCUCCUUUUGGCGUAGUUUGAGGUAGCAAGCCCAUUACUCACUCUGUGUCCCACACAGGGCAUUGACUUCAAACAUAACAGUUCAGUUUGUAUAAACAAAGCUGUGCUUUAAAUUCAGACAACAAACAGCCUGAGGAGGGACCCUGUCUUCUUCACUGAUGCCACUGCCAGAAUAAAUUUACCAUGAAAUAAAGCAGACCUACGCUAAAUCAAGUUGAUUUAAAAUCAAGACUGAGAUUAAACUGAAGUAUUUUCCAGCUGAAAUGUUCGUCCAAAAUAUGAACCCUGCAUUUAAAACUCUUUAAAAAUACAACAACAAGGCAGUGGGAUGUGCUGUGAGGGUGUAAGAAGUAUUAAAAGAGACUAGUAAGAUCACAAAUCACAUCAAGCUUUAUUCUUUAGUCAGUGAGUGUGUUGAGCUUCAAAUAAGUGCUACAUUUUUACAUUAGUGUAUGUUCUUUAUAGAUUUUUUUCUGUUAUUUUGUGGUACAUAAGUAGUAUUUCAUUAUUUUUAACAGUGUUGAUGUUGGACUAUUUCUGUAAUUAUGAGCAGUAAUUGGUGUUUCAAAGUUAUUUGAGUUUUUCCUGAAACAGGAAGGCCAGCAUAAAGUUUAAGAGAAAGGUAAUGAAUGUAGUUGAUGCAUCUUGUUGGAGGUACAGCCAGGGUUCACAUCCAUCCUGUCGUGUGCCCUCUUGAGCACUAAGCAAAAGAAAUCCUUCCCUGAAACAAUGUUGCCCAACUCGCUCCUGUGCAUUUUCUUGCAUCUGUUGAAGUUGUGGUAUCAUAUUAACCAAACUUAUAGAAAGAAAGAAAUGUGGGGGAAAAAACAUCUUGGUUAAUAUCUUGUACAUGCUUGUUAGGUUUGUAUUCCUUCAAAAUGUCAUGAUGCAAAAUCCUUAUUUACAGAGAUACCUGAAGAUAUGAACAUGACAGUUACAAAUACUGAAGAUGUGCAAGUAUCUCCAGACAAAUCUUUGAACUUUUACAGCGUUUAGUUUUUUGGAGAUCGUUUUCUAUCAUUCAUACACUAAUUAUAUGCUCUACAGAGGUGUUAGUGAUGAUAAUUGACUUUUUUUUAUGACAUUAGUUUUGAAGAGUAAAAGAAAUGCUGUUCCUAGUUUAACUGGAUAUUCUGGUUAAGUGUCCUCCUACUUAAACCACUUGUCUACCACUCUAUCCAGCUAAGUGUCCUCCUACUUUAGCCACUCAUCCUCUACUCUUUCCUGGUUUGCUGUUUAAGUGAUCCUGCAGCUUGAUUUCACUUCCAUCAGAUGGCUUUUCUUUUUUAUCCAAAGAUGAUGUGUUUACCGCGAUUGUGCAUUAAUGUGUACCAGAAUAAAAGCUAAUAAAAGACAAGACAACUCAGUACUGACGUUACUCUGCUACGUGUCAUGGACAGUGAUGGCAGCAAACAACCAAUACUAGAGGUGUACAUUUUUGAGGACUGGACUUGAGAACCACUGUCUUAAUGUAUAUUUAUUUUCACCAUCCAUGGUACUCUCACUGGCCGUUAAUGUAAGUGCAUUCAAAAGCUGUCGGCCAACUGUAUCCAAACUAGAGAUAGACCGAUGAAUUGAUUGUCCAGUUAAUUGAGUCUGGCCCUCACAAGGCCAGUGUCAUCAUCAUCCUCUCUAAAUGAAAACACAUUUCCCUUUUAUCCAGUGACAGUACAUCCACUGUCAAACAAUCACUAGCUGCUGCUUAACACAGAAAUAUCAUCCAUGUUCUGAAAUCUACAGCACGACAUGUAGAAAGUAUUUGUCUUUUUCAUUAAAUUAAAAUCCAUCUCAGACGUCUUACUGGCUGAGACAGCCAUGUGUUUUCGAUUUGAAUGUGCCUGUAAUGUGCUUUUUUUAAAUCAAUUUCAGAUGGCUGGAUAGAAAUCCAAAUCUCUUAUGGCAGUUUUUUUUUUCACUGUGGAAUAUAAUUUUCUGUCUACAUUUAUUUACUUGCAUCUUUUCUCAAGUUCUGUGAUUUUGUUUCUCAUUCGUUAUUAUUAUAAAAGCAUUGUAUUUUUGUCAAUAGCAUUAGCAAAUAUAUAAUGCUGAUAUUACUUUAAUGUUUUGUUUUUUAGGUAUUAGCUGACCUGCUGAGAUAAUUAUUAUUGAAUAAUUACAUCUCAGUGAUUAUUGAAAAGUAUAAUUGGCGAGUUUUGGCCGAUUACCAAUUAGUCUCAAACGGGCUAAAAUUGGGCCCUACUUUGGACUAUGUAGUUAUAACAUGUUGACUACAUGACCAGAGAGGCUUACCGACACAAGAAUCUCCAGAGCUUUUGUGAACUAGCCAUUCCAUUAUAAAUCAUUAAUUGUAGGUAUUUGUGUGUGUCAUUCCUGCUCUACAGCUUUGUUUGUGUUGUUGUCUGUUAAACCUUACUGGUCAUUUUUUUAUUUUUAUUCCUCAAUUGUUUUUCAUGAAUUUGUCCAUUAAUUGCUUUGCUGAAAAAAAGUGCUGAAAUUGCCAAAUAUCAAGAUAUUCAAGUUUGCUUUUUGUGUCCAAACUACUUUAAAUACUGGAAGAUUUUUCUGGUGAUAUGAUUAUCUCAAUCAACAGUGAUUUUGUCUUUCUUCAGAGGGCAAUUUUUUUCUUUUACCAUACACCAAGCAGGUCUGAACUUGACGUUUCUAACAUGAGUCUUUUAACAUGUGUCGUUUAGGGUGGAAAUCAUUUUGACCAGUAUGAAGAGGGCCAGUUGGAGCUGGAGCAGGCGUCCCUGGACAAGCCCAUUGAAUCGGUAAGACUGCAUCUAUCAUUCAGCACUAUUGGACCAGCUGUGAGAGUGGAUGAUUGGUCCAGGGAGACAUAAAAACCACAACUUUACUCAGUUCAUUCUGAUCAUGUAGAUGCAUCCAGUGUUGACGUAAAACAAAACUUGUCAUUCAACUUGUAGAGUCACCUGUCUCAUGUCCAUUAAUACCCUGUUAGUCCUCCCCCCUUCCCAUGUCCUCUGCCUACUCCAUUUCCUGUGUGACAGCUAAAGUAAUGAUGCAGGAUCUAGAUCUACCUGUUUUCACAAAGAGCCUACAGAUAAAUGUUUGAUUUUUAUACCAGUCUCCCAUUAGUCAUUGUUAGUCAUCUCAGCACUGUGAGACAACAAGACAACCCUGAAACUGGAGUGGAUUAAGCAUAGUCACCAGUGGCUGUUUUUAAAGUGCUAUAGCUCUUAAUCCAUUUUAAGAUAAUCCCAAAGACAUUUCGGGGAUUAUAAUAGAAAGAUUUUAUCCUAGAUAUACUUUAAGUGUGGAUGCUCCUGCAGUCACACAAAAGAUCAUCAUACAUAAACACAGUCUAGUUAAGCAAUCGACCACUCUGUAAUACAACAUUUCUUUUUCAGGGGUGAAACACAGAACAACAAAAUAAUCACAAUAUAUAGAUUUAAUUGAGCCUGCUGAGUGAUGGAGUUCACAUCUGCUUAUAUUGUAGAGACGCGGAUGAGUUUGGUAGAGAAUAGAGGACUGUGCUUAUUCCACUCCAUUUAGCAAACAGGAGCUCGACAUUAGAUGGUGUGAAUGGCUACAUUUGUGUUUGAGUGAAUGUGUUUUUAUGUAGCUGUAGAAUUUCUGUGUUAGUGUACAGUGUUUUUGUCUAUAGGACAGUUAUCUUAUUGUACACAACUUGGGGUGUUCGACAUUUCUCUCCUGCAGCGAAUUGGCCCCUAUUAGCUAAGCAGCAAUGACCUGGUUUGUAUUUGCACGCUCUGCUUUCUUACUCCUAUCUUUAGGGUCCUUGUAACGCUUCUCUGGCUCUCUCUCUCUCUUUCUCUCUCUCUCUCUCUUUCUCUUUGUCUUUUUCACUGCUGUCACACUCUCAAUCUAUUCUUCCUCUACCUCUCUCGCUCCCUCCCUACUACACAGUGAUUCGGUGUACAGUACCCUCUGUCAUUCUGUGCUGGCAUGGUGCUUGUGCAACUGGGACUGCAUUUUUCGCUGAAGAGGCACAUGGAUAAUAGCGCAGGAAGCUCUCUUCCCUCUAUCUUUCCAUCUCUCUCCAUCCCACACCCCCUUUUUUGUCUCUGAAGCGCUGUGGCGAGCAGGCCUAAACUCCUCUAACACACAGUGUCUGGUCACCUCUCCUCAAGGUGAUAGAGGUGCUCUGUGAGUCAAUCACAUGGGAUCAGCAACUAGUUGGAGAUUGAAAUGAUGGUGUGGGAAUAUCCAUCAGCUUAUUUAACAAAAAACACAACUAACAUGUUUAUUUUAAUUUCAGUAUUUUUAUACAUUGAUUAAAAAACGUAAUAUUUAGGACACUUUUAGUGUUUGCAAGACAUUUAUUUAAUACAUUUUUAAAUAGAAAUACACGAGUGAACUUGUAUACAUCAGCUGAGUUUAAUAAAUAGUGUCCUGGCUCACAAGCACACACAAACAUCCCACUGUGUGUGGGUGGUGGAGAGGGGGGGGAAAAGAAUGGGAGAGAGGUGGCCUGCUCACCUGGCUCGAGUGGCUCUUUUGCUCCUGCGCUAUUAUUUGUGGAGGGGCGCUGAGGGCCAUGCUGCAGCAUCACACAGCUCUGUAACUAAACGGCGAGAUCAGAGGCGCCGUCAACUCUCGCUUAGUCACCAAUUAUUGUAAUAUUUGCACACCUGCAUGCUCUCUCCGUGGAAACAAGAUGAUGGCAGGCUUUUUAUCUGCAGGCAAGUAAUGCACUGUGGAAGUUUGCCACCAGUAGAAAGUUUAACAGAAUUUGUUUAAUCAAGUAUUUUUAGAAAUGAAAAUAAAAUAUCGCCUGUUAAUAAAGUCAAAUGUUAGCCGAAUAACUCAUAGGAGCCUCCAAAAUGACCAAAAGAACAUUAAGAAAUGUGCACCUUAUCGUGCAUUACCUCACAGUAGACUUACUGUUAUGAGUCACAGUAUCAAAACACAUAGAAGUGCAUACGUCAUAUUAGCCUGUAGUUGGGCACACAGGUUCUUGUAUGUUUCUGGAGUGGAAACCUCAAAGGGAUGUAUCCCAGAGCUGUCAGUGAAUGGUUCAGCCCAGUUCCUCAGAGCCCCUCCCCUGCCACUUACUGUGUGUGAUCUUUAGGCAGCUAGAGGUCUGUGGUACUUUAUUGGGAUCUUUUUUCUCUUUCUGUCUUUCCCUCUUUGGUCUUUUUGCUCUUUUUAUAUCUAACGUUGUUUUUGCAUUGCAUGUGUUAACUUGGUAGCAUUCAGUACUAUUUAUUUCGCAACACUCUUGUCCUAAUCACUACUAAAGUCCCCCCCCCCCAGACUCAUUCCUCCCCACGUUUCCUGCCCCCUCUCAGCCCCCCCCAACCCACCCCACCCCACCCUACCCUCCUCCUCUUCACCUGACUCUGUCCCUGAGCGAUAUGCAGUGGGCAGCCUCAGAGCCACAGAAACUAUAGAAAACCACCAGAAAUCAAAUGAACAUUUUUCAUCAAAAAGUGUGUUGCUUUUUGGUAACCUUGACUCACUGUCUUUAAUACGGUUUCUCAUAUCAGCUGUUACUGAAUUAUGACGUCUUAGUUAUUAAGAGGUUUUAGACUAAAGGGGAAAAAAUAAUAACCUGGAGCACAUGGUUGUAAAUCAGUCAAAUCAACUUACCCCAAUCUUGCUUUUAUUUGGUUUAGUGCAGUGAUUCUCAAGUCGAGUCCUCAAUGCCCACUGUCCUGCAUGUUUUAGAUGUUUCCCUGCUCCAACACACCUGAUUCAAACGAUUAGCUCGUUAUUAAGCCAUUACAGAGCUUGAUAACGAGCUGAUCAUUUGAAUCAGGUGUGUUGGAGCAGGGAAACAUCCAAAACAUGCAGGACAGUGGGGGGCUCGAGAACUGGACUUGAGAACCACUGGAUUAGUGUUUAGAAAAAAAAAUGGCACAGUGCUUGCACAACUUGCAUCUAACCAAAAAAAAAACAAAAAAACCCAGUAUUGGUUUCAGUCCUCUUCAGUGGAGUUUAUGUAGAUAUAUUUCAAUAGUACUUGCAGAUGAUGAUUUGUCCCUUCACGGUUAUGAGGUAAGUAUGUUUUUUAAAAUAUUGUAUUUAAAUAUUUACAUUAAUUGGACUCUGCUUCUCUGUAAUUUCCUCCAUGGCACAGCUAAGGAAAUCUUAAAUCUCUGUGUUAGUCCAAUGCAUCCACAGUUGACCUCUGUUUAUUAGGGAAAGAAAGGAGCUUUCUGUUUAAGCAGUUUACUCUGUUUCCAUUUAGUAAUACCUGCUUAUAGUUGAGGCUGCCCAGGAAAGUACAUAGCAGCAAACACCAGGGAGCUGUAAAAGUGUUUGAAGAGCUGCAGACUGAAGGUCCUGUCUUUCCUCAGCACUUGCAAAAGGACAUCCUGCAGAGACAAAACGAGAGGAUGAUGAAUAACCGCUGCAGCCCCUGUUUUUGUUGAAAUCCUGUGCUGGUUUUCAUUUCAAAACAUGCAGAUUUUCUCAGAUCUGUUAGUCAAAUAUUUGGUUGGAUGUGGUUAAUCUUGGUUUAGUGACUUAUUAUGAUUGUUCACAUCCUUGAAAGUCAGCCAUGCCAGAGCUUACCACCCUGAGACACACAAACACACCCAGAACUGUGCACACAUGGACGUGAGAAGCAAUAACUUUUCUACGUAUUCUGAGGUCUCCGGGCAAGGUCCCCUGCAUAUCACUUCUCGACCCAAUCCUCUCUUCAUGUGCUGUGCCGAUGACUGCACAGUGCACACUUUCAAAACACCCCCCCUCCCUGUAGAGUUCUUUUGUUUGGUUAACAUUUUCUAUUUUCCUUUCUACUGUAUUAACAGUGAGUUGGUGGAUUUAUUGACAUACCUACCUUUUUCUGUUUGUGUACAGUUAUGUUAUGUUUGUUUAAAGCAGAGAGAGAAUUGCAUUUUUUUAGUCUUAGUGAAGAAGUCAAGAAGAAUUGCAGUUGAAAGCGUUUGGCCGGUUUCUUACGUUGUGUCACGUGUGACUGUUUCUUUGACAGCCCAGUAUUUUAAAGCCAGGUUCGUAUGGAAAUGCCUUCACUCCACUUGCACUGCUGUUGGACUCGCCGUCGUUGCUUUCAUCCGUCUGUCUGUCUAUUCUUUUGGUGCACUUAAUUUGUCGUUCAGCACACAGUCUGCACUUCAUCUCUGCCCUCUAACCUUUGCGUAGACCAUUCUGAACUAAUCUUUGUGUCUCCAGACACAACUGGUGCCUCGUCCAACCUGCCCUUCUUCUUCAAACAAGGUUUUAGAAAUCUUACUGGUAUCAAACAAAAGAUGAUAACACAGUUUAGUUUAAAGAUCACGUUUCAUACAAAGUAGAGCUCACAGAUGUUUACAUUUUGUAUGCCCUCCUUUGCGAGGUUGCUCCGACUUUUGUCUUGGAAAAAUAGACACAGGAGCUUACAGAUAAUGAAGAGGCUGAAGAGAAGUAUUUACCAGCCAGCUAGGGUACAAAGGAUUUUUUCCCCUCCUUACUCCCAGCUUUAUAUAUCAGCUAAUUCCCCAAAUCAAUACAAACGAUCAUGUGUACAGUGUCACUGCAGCAUAAUACUGCAGUAAAGGACAGAAGCAUACCCAAUGUCAGCUGGAGGGGAGGUGUUCACUGCAGCAAACUCUGCAGUGUUUCGCUCCACGGUGAAGUCAGGGAAUGUGUUAUCCGCCCAGAAAGAGGUAAACACACACUAUCAGCAAAACAACUUCAAACUCUGUGCACUUGAAUGUGCCGAACCACAAGGCAGGAGCAUCUCAUACACCGUGAUAGCAUUCUGAAUGUAAUUGUUAUUGUAGCACCAAUAGCAGCUGGCUGUCUCUAAUUCCCCACCAUGUUAGGCCCGGUAUGGAUUCCUCUCUUAUCUCAUCCCACAGCGGACAAGAUCUGACAGUCACACAGAGUGAGCUCGGCUCAUGCAUACAUGGAAUGGAGGAAAAACAGAAACAGGAAGUCAAGCUGUCCAGCCUUUCUCCCUCAGGGCGUAGAAGCAAAUAUCAGGCAGAUGUUCUAGAUGUAUUUAUCUUCCUGGUCGUUAUGACAAAGCGGAAUUCAAGAUUUGAUAUGAGGUGGGGCAAAUAAAGGCAACAGUGAUCAACAAAGAGAUUACACCAAAUUUACCACAAUUGAGACCUUGUGGGCGGAGAUGCAGUGUGUGCUGUGUGUGACUACCACUCCCCUUCACAAGCACUAACCCAUACAAGCCCAGCUCACCUCCACCACCCUAGAGUCACUCCUCCACCAUGGCUCAGCCUGCUCUGUUCUGCCCCCCUCUGUUCAGACCUCCUCUUUUGCCAAAGAGAACUAAUCGAGCCCCGUUGAGCCAUCACCCUCCACUCUGUGCCUGAUCCACCUGAGACUAACACACUUGGAGUUGUGUCCACCUGCCCUCCAACCAAAGCCCACCCCCCCGCCCUCUAUAUGUGUGCCAUUCACUGUGCACUACUAACCCCGACGACCCUUUUUGUUAAAGCCUUUAACAAAAAGCUGCAUGCUGUUUUUGUUCCAACCCCUUCACUUUCUGUUUGUGAAAGUUGAUGUCAAUCUCUUUGUGAUUAUAAAUCUCCUUUUUUUUAUUUUUUGUUUGGUUUGUAUGUUGUUUUGGUAGAAUGCAGCACUCUGGUGAAUGUUAGAUAUACGCUUGGAAUAGUUAUAAUCACAACAUGAAAAAAAAAACACACUGCUUACAAAGAAAUCUCAUCGUUUCCUGUUAAUUUGUGCUUGAGGAUGUACUGUAGUGUGUAGUGGUGGGACGGUCUUGCAUUUCACUCAAUGUUUUUUUUUUCUGCUGACUCAUACUAGUGAUAAAACAGUGUCAGACACAUUUGGCACCAGAGUUAGCUAGGAAUUUCUGUUGUGUAUGUUCUUGUUUUACCUCCGUAGCCUCUGAAUCUUUAUCAGUUGCCUGAUCUCAUCCAAAAAAAACCAUUAAAGUAGAAUUUUAAAAGCUACCUUGCAGCUCCGUAGUUUUUAAUUGUAAGUUUUUAGUUUAUGGAUUAGGAUAACUCUCAGAAUGAUCUAUGAUUAAAGCACUUCUGGGGCCAGACCACUGAUAACAAACCAGAGGUGUCUGAAGACAUGCACAACAAUCAUUCCUUGUAUCUCUAAUGGGGCCACAUGCACACUUUGUCUCCCUUUGUUCACCCGCACACCCACAUACCCUCUCACAUGUGCAUAUUCUGUCCACCCUGGGCCUUGUAAUGGUAAUCCAAGGCCCACUAGCUCCACUUCUAUCUCUUCCUCUCGCUAUAUAUUUUUUGUGACAGCUGCAUACGUCUCAUGGUGCUCCCCUUGUCAUGGUUACAGAAUCACAGCAAGCUUGGAGUUUCUGGUCUUUGUUAUGUUAAUGCAAGAUUUCCAUACCUGUUCUGUGUCACUUUUCUUUGUGUAUACUAAGAUCUUGCUCUGUAGUGGUUCAUAUAUGUAUGCGUGUGAUACAUAUAUCGCCCUCUCCUCCUUACUCCUCCUCCUCCUCCUCUUAACACCUCAGUUAGUGGAUGUUACCUGAUGUAUUAUCUUCAUCAUCCAAAACAAUAGAAAUACUCACGCCCAAUUUCCUCGCCUUAAAAUCAAGUUUGGAAACUGCACUCUUACUGUAGCUGGGUGUCAAGUUUACAAGGCUCUACACAGCCUCAUAGUGGAAAGAAACUCUCCUUCCUCUCAGUCUGCUACCCCCUGUCUCCCCCUACUGCCCUUCCCACUCCUCGUGCUGGAAGACACUGAUGUUACACGCUGUAGGUGAUGUGGAUGACUAUACUGAUGAUGGUGAUGGUAGUGUUGAUUGUGCUGAUGUUGAUAGCGUGAUCUGAGUGUUUUUCUUUCAUUUGUUUUUUGAUCAGUGCACACAGGGAAAAGCUUCUCUUAUUAUUGGAAUAUUUUUGGUUUUUUUCUUCUCUCUCCUCUCUGUUAGGAUAACAUCGGGCACCGGCUGCUUCAGAAACAUGGCUGGAAGUUGGGGCAAGGUCUUGGCAAAACCAUGCAGGGUAAGGCGUCACUCUUCACUACACCUUUUGUUCAAUGCUGGUGGUACUGGGCCACUGCCCUCUGUCAUUUCUUUUCCCCCCUCACACUUGCAGGUUUUUUGAAUCAGCAUACUUCCUUUUCUCUUCUCACACUCUGUGAUCUCUCCUUCUGUGUCUUUUGCUGGGUAAAAUGUAUUUUUAUUGAAAGAAACAUUGUUCCUGUCGCUCUUGUGCUGCUCUUCCCUCAAACUUCUUUGAACCAUGUCACUCUCUUUGAAUUUACUUACAAGAACCUUUGGGGCCAGUUUUAGUUACAGAAUAAGCCCCCCUUUGGCAAUGUCAGUAGACCCAGUCCAGGGUCAAAAGGCACCAGAAACAUUCUGGCUUCCAGUCUGUUUGGAUCGUGUCUAAAGGUUUUUACCAGACCUGUAAUGGAGGUCUUACUCUUUUGUAGUUGUUUCCUCUUUCAAAGAUGUAUUGAUGUCAUGAGUACUGUACAUUUACAGUUGACUAAUAUUUGCUUUUUCUUUGGCGAAGUAAAUGAACAAGAACAAUGCUGUGAAAGCUCAGCAAGAGAUUGAAGCGUUCAGCUAGAGAGAGCUGCAUUAUCAAGGUUUACUGUCUGGAGACAGCUGUGAUUGAGAGGCCUAGUUUAUAUCGACUGGCUGUAAGAGGGAGCAGGCUGAACAGGACUGAGUGAGUGGGUCGGCCUUGGCUAACAUCGGCACCACAUAAGCUCAGCCCUGCUCUACUCGUAGGCUCGUUGGUUCAGAGGCACUGGUGCAGAGCCCUGGCAUGUUUCCACUGAGCCUCUUCCUGUCUCUUCACCCUCUUCCCUCUCCUCAUCAGUAUCUUUAUUCUCCGUAGCUGUUCUCCGCUCUCUUUUAAAAGCCUCUCCCUCCUCUGCUCUCGGUCCUCGGAGGACUGUGCAUUACAUUGUCUGUGAUUGAUGUCAUCGCUGGCAAGCCAGUGAGUCCUCGCAGUCCACCAAAAAAGGAGAUGUUUUUCCACAUAAUUUUGGGCAUUCAGUUCGUUUACCUCCUUUAUCAUAUUCUCUCUACCCCCCUAAGUCCAUACCAUCUGAGCUUAAAGUCUCCCACUGCGAUUUUUUUUUUUUCAUUUUAGCCCACUUUACUUUCUUUAUUGCUUAUUGGGAAGUAUUGCUCAUGUGCAUUGCUCUUCCUGGAAGCUCAGCAACAUUUUGAUAUAAAACACCUCUCAUUCUGCAAGAUAAAAGCCUCAGCACAUGCCCACUAGCCUUACACAGAAUACAGAGGGACCUAUGAGGAGUACGGCCUUGUUGACUAUCUGGAGAGUCAUGUACAAGAGAAGCAAGAAAAGGAAAUUGUGAUUUAAUCUAUUCAUUUGAUAAAUGUUGCCCAUGUGUAGGCUAGUGAUCUUCCAUGGUGACUAAUUUUCUGGUUUAAACAGAAAUGUAAUUUCUAAAUGACAGACUGGUCUCAAAGUUAGAAAACAACCCCGCCCCCCCUAAAAAAAAACGAACAAAACAAAUCGUGAUUAGAGUCACAAGUGAAUGAUAUCAAAGUUAGUUUAAUCAACACUCAAAUAACUGGCACCACCAGCCGUUGAUACUUGGUCCAGGUUAAUCGCCGCAUGCUGGGCUGGUUAGGAAUUGCUUUAGGUCAAGUGGUCAAUGCCAGUUUAAGUAGACACAGCUUGCAUACGACUUUAUCAAAAUGCUGCCAAAACCCAUCACCUAGAGCAGUGGUUCUCAAGUCCAGUUCUUGAGGCUCACUAUCCUGCAUGUUUUGGAUGUUUCCCUGCUCCAACACACCUGAUUCAAUGAUCAGCUCGUUAUUAAGCCAUUACAGAGCUUGAUAACGAGUUGAUCAUUUGAAUCAGGUGUGUUGGAGCAGGGAAACAUCCAAAACAUGCAGGACAAUGGGCCUUGAGGACUGGACUUGAGAACCACAGAGUAGUAUCACACUGUGGCUGUAGUAGUGGGUGUGUAGCCACAACAUAUGACUGGCAUUCUGGGUGCCUACAGUCAAAAAAAUAGGAUGAAUUUGUUAAACCGACAAGUUUUACUGGUGCUGAUAUGACUCUUUUGUCGACCUUACAUUGAAGACCCUGUAGUGUAGACAUGCAGACAGUUAGAUCAGUUGUACCUGCUCAUGUAGUUUGCAUCUAACCUUGUGUAGAUGCAUCUGUGUGGUCUCAUGUUUGAACAGUUCAUGUUUGUGUGAGCACAGAUGGAUACACAGGCGUGAUGACGGUGUUGUUGCUGCCCUGGCACUUAUCGUUCAUGUACAUAUAUGGCCUUGGUUCGCCGUGUCGUCUCAUGGGUGUUUUCAGGGAGGCCAGUCACUGAGCAGACCAGGAUGCUGCCUCGCUCUGGGCAGGUUGACACGUUUAUUGGAGAAUAACCACGCCGCAGUCAGUUCUGAGCUUCACAUUUGGUGUCUGUUGAUAUAUCUCUCCACCUGGCCUUGAACGACCGAGCAGCAAUCUUUUUUUUUUGAUGCGAUGAGGAUGAAUGCUCUGUGAGGAGGAGAGGACGUUGUUGUAGGGGCUGACUGUGCUCUUGUUUUUGCCGCUGGCACCACUGACACGUGGUUAUGUAAGCAUCCUGCUUUGUGGGCAGAUGAGACUGCGGCAAACUGUGUCCAGUUGUUGUGUAGGAAUUAAUGGCUCAGUGUUUUUGGCCCACUAUUGCUGUUGGAAUUCAGGAGUGCACGAGGGAGUAGACUAGACUCGCAGCAAAAAUGCACCUUUGCAUCACACUGAAGACUGCUGGAAAAACCAUGAUAAUCUUCCUCUCCUUUCCUGUCCUCCUUGCCAGAAGAGAAGGUUUUUGAUGUUUGAAGUGAAAGCAUUGUGUCCCCUUUUUAAGUUUUCACUGUAUUGACUUUGUUCUUAUUCUUCUUUUGUCCCUUUUGCCCCUUUUUAGGUAAGGUUUGUUGGACCCCCUCUGUAUGUCAGUAUGUGUGUGUGUGGGUGUGUUUUCUUUCUCCCACUCUGCAGUUGACCUCAAUGUAACACCCCUUUUACAGUGUACUGUAGGCUAAUGGCCUCUGUCAGCUUCUUCCUCUUUGCUUCAUAAUCACUAAACCUUUUUAUUAUGAUAAUCUGCACAAGAGUCAAGUGCUUCGAUUUGAACAAAGAACGAAAUUCCAUUUGAAAUCAAAGAUAGAUCUAGGAAGCCAUGAUUCCAUCACAUCCCUUAGAAUCAUCCUCUCAACGUAUGUUAGAUUUUUUUUCCUCUCCGAGUUUCCGUUGCCGCUGUCGGGUAUCUGAUUGGCUGUAACCACGGCUCAGACUUUGAAUGGCUUGCAGAGUAGAGAAGUUUCCCCCCCUCUUGCUUGUUUGCCUGUUUCUACCUCCAAACCUGUGAAAAUUGUGUAUGUGUGUGUGGUCAUUACGUGGGACUGAGACGUGUGCGUGAGCGUGUCUGUUACUGACCGGGCCAUAGAGUCAACUUACAGGGAAAACCUCACCACCCUUUUGACACCCUGAAUGUCUCUGUCCCCAUGGUUACACACUCCCGUCCUCCCCCUGUUUCUUUGCCCCUCCUGCACAGCAUGUUUGUCCCAGCGGUGCACUCCUGCCUGCCUCAAACUGUCACACUCACCUGGGGCUUUAAGCAGUGUUGGAGGUUGAACACUGAACUGUUACUUUCACACAUUAGCGUUAAAUCGAACACUCUAGUCAUUCACAUUUUUUUUAAGUGUACUGUAGUAAAACUGCUUCCACACAGCAAUGCAGACCCCGCUCUAAGCACUGCUCAAAGCCUUGCUGGCUCUUUCCUCAGGUACAUUCUAUUUGUGUGUCAUGCGUUCACAUGUUCCGGGGUAAAGCACAUCUUCAAACACAUUCUUGCUGGCUGUAAGCUAGCUCCGAAACGAAGGAAUAUCUGGGAGAUUUUGCUAACUGGGCUGACAAGCGUCUCUGAGGCAAAAAGCUCAAAGGGGGAAAAUGGUGGUUGUCCCUAGAGUCAUCUUAUCUUCUCAGAUUAAGUAAGAGGAUCUCAAUUUCUGAAAGAUGAAAUGUUGGUCACUGACUUUCAAAAAUUUCUCAGCGAGGCGAAAGUAAGAAUUGAAAUUAUGAGGGAUGCAUACAGAACCACAUGCGUACUUUUUAGAGGGGUAGUAUUCUGAUAUCAGAGGGGCGCAUUCUGGCGUUGAGAGCAAGAUGACGCCAGGCUAGGGGCCUGGGGACGGGGACGAGUGGUUGGGAGAGAGUGGUGAGAGGAGAUCCCUGUAAGCACCUAGCCCUGAGUGAAGGGAUGAGGGGGGGUGGGGGGUGACACACUGAUGCCCCUCUGGUAAUAAACCCCCCUAAACCCCACAGCCACACUCCCAAACCCACCCUCCCUUCUCUAUGUGCCUCAAUCUUCCUGCUUAACCAAUUGGUGUUUCUUUUUUACAGCUAUUUGAUCCUGCCCAUGUUGUGCUGAUGGUAAACUUAGUGGUAAAUGUUAUUUUAUCCCCCAAUUGAAUUGUUUUUUUGUUUUGUUUUGUUUUUUUACUUUUAUUUUUGUUUUCUUUUAUUUUCUCCCAUUUUUUUUGUUUUCCUCUCAUCAGAGCACCAAUGCUACAUAGGCUUUCAAUUCUCUCUGUAUUAGUCCUCAUUCUGCUGCUUGUAUAUUAUCAUGCAUAUGUAUUACUCUUAGAACAUUGUCAUUUUGUUUGUUUUCAGUUUUUUUCAACCUUGUGAUUCACACCCUGUGAUUUAGACGCACAUUGUUUUUGUCUGGUCCCUUUCUUUUCCACUGGAAUGGAUAAUGUGGAAGUAUUGUCACUGUGUUCAGAGAUUGGUGAUAGUUUUGGGAUGACUGUAAUUGUUUUAUUAAUCUUUAAUUCUGGGCCUGGCUUGUGAUGCCAUUCAGACGGACCACUGCAGUGGCUGGCUAACACACCAACACGACUUUGGUUUCACUUCUCUACCACUGUAGGGCAGAGAGCGUGGACACACAUCUAUCAAUAGAGUUUCCUGAUCCAGAUAUAACACAAUCACACUUCUCUCACUCUUGGGGGAAUAAUAAACACUCUGUAGUCAUGUAAUCAGUGUGAGAAGGAUUCCUGUCCAAGUUCACCAAGCUGCCAGACACUGCAGUGGUAUGGAAAGUCCAAGUAGGCCAUUAUGUUACGAUGCCCAUGCGUCUAUGAUUCCAGAAUUAAUAUGUCAUUGGGCUGUGAUGACUAAAACAAUGACACAAGUAUUCACUUCCGAUCAAGUUCUUACCUAGCUCAGUCCAGAAAGGUAAGAAUAUGUUAAGAAUUAGCCCCAUUGAAAGUGAGAAGUCUCUUCAUUUGAAAAGACAAAGUAAUUUGUUCAUAGGUGUUUUUCUCUGUUAGAGAAAAACCAAAAUCCACCCUCAGGAUCAGGCACAAUCUUAUUUUUCCAAACACAAUGCUUACAUUACAGUUCCAUAUGCCCAAUGGUAUACAUGGCAAAUUGAUUCAUGAAAACUAUUGUCAGGUAUGUGGGAGGAAAAAAACUGAAACCAAACUGAAUUGAUGAUCACUAUCAGUAAGAUCGAUUAUUAUAUCUGGCUGGCAACAGGAGCAGCAGACUAGUCCAAAUUCUCUUUGCCUUCUGUGUUAAGAUUCCCCUGUCUAUCUAUCUGUCUGUCUGUCCCCCCCUUCCCUCUCCCCCUACCCAUACCCAUGUUUUUGCCAGGUAAGUAUCCCCAUCCCUUGCACUGUCACCAUGGCGAUACCUGGCCUGUGACGUCACUCUGCUGUAGUUCAGUGCUUGUGUCCUUUUUUUUAUUUAAUUUUUUACUCUGUCUGUCUCUCUGCUUUGUUUGGCUGAUUAUGAGUGGAUUAAGCAAUUCUGUGUCAAUCUCCAAAGUAGUUUUGAUUUUUAUAUAUUUUAUAUCUUAAAUGUUUCAUUCUGUUUUUGUUCUUUUUUUUUUUUCUUUUUGGUUGUCUUUGGUUUGUUUAUUUUUCUACAGUUAAUUUCCUUCUGAGCUAGCUCUUUUCACAGCUUACGUAAUGUACUUCAAGUAGACAGGGGAAAGCAAUCUUUCAGCCCAAGUCACAAUGAGUAAGGGGGCCAGGGUAGGACAAGGGGCAGUUUGGGAUUCAUGACAGUGAGGGGGCUUUGCUAGGGUCAGCCAGUCUGCUGACAUUUCAGAACAAGGUGAUGCAGUAGGCUUUAGAUAAUAUAGAGGAGCUUUUUCCCCCGGUGUCGCAGUGGCAGUAGCUGCACAGGACCACAGCACCCUACUUUUCAGCACACACAGAACACACUGUCCCUGGAGCUGUAAUGUCCUUAAUAAACAGGGCACUUUGGUUAAAAAGGACCGCAACAAUGACUCAGUGAGGAGGGACAGUGGAUGACACUUCAUAGAAUUGAAAUGGAAACAGAUUGGUGCUCUUUUUUUAUUUUUUAAACUCCAUCUUUCUAUAGUAGUAAAGAAGGCUCAGUUACCCUGGUACCCUUUACUUCUUCACCAAAUUGCAGCUAACUUUAACUAAUUCAAAAUGCAAAUCAGCAGCCAGCUCAAACGUCACAGGAAAGCCAGAUAAAUUGAUCAUUGCUCAAUGGCUGCAGUAAGCUGUGAGAAUGGCUGGUGUUUGGUUCACUGUAGCUUUCUGGUCUCUUUGCACUUCAAGGCAAAAUUUUCUAACCCCAGCACCCUAUGCUCUAAAAGCAGGCUGUCUUCGAACUGGCCCACUGUCCCGGUCUCAGACACUCACCAGCCCUCUUUCUCUGUCUAUUCCCCCAGGACGCACCGACCCUGUGCCCAUCGUCCUCAAAUAUGAUGUCAUGGGGAUGGGACGCAUGGAGAUGGAGGUAAGAUCAUUUAGAUUUGAUCUCUAUCUCACCUUUAUAUGUUCUCGAAACGAAAACUUCAUUACACAACAGUAAACUCAGAAACAGCAUGGUGCUGACAAUGAUUAGCUUGUUUUUUGAUAGUUCUACUUAGGGGUGUCCCGAUACAACUUUUUGACUUCUGAUACAGUACCAAUAUUGUAGCCUUCCGUAUCGGCUGAUUCUGAUCUGAUAUUGGCACAAAAUUGUGCAUGACAAGUUUUUCACUCAGCUGCAAUGUCUUUUUCGGACUUAAACAAAAAAUACUGCCACAACGCCGAUCAACGCCAUCACUCUUACUCCUGGCUACUGUGUCAGUACCUUAGUACACACUGUUGUUGUCCAUUUCAGAGACUGCUUGUAUGGGAGAUUUUAGAAGAAGGCCGAUAUAAUCUGAAAUUCGUUUUUUUGCUGCUAUUAGACCAAUAUCAAUAUCGUAUCAAGACACUUCUAGUUCUACCCUUCUAAAACCCCAGCUGUAAUGUGUGAGAUCUGCUUCCAUUCAGAGCAAAAAUCCAAGAUCACAGAUUGGAUCUUGAUCAGACUACCUCAUGGUAAAUCCUCUAGUUUUAUAAAUCUGCUCUUGGUUGUGAUGCUCUUGAUAACUUCCAAAAAAAAAACUUUGGAAGAAUCAUGGGUGUCCAUUUCCAAAUGAAUCUCCAUGGCAGAAAAGCUCCCCAUGAGCCAAACAGCUCUGUUUGCAGUGCCAGGUUUGAACUGGAGUCAUGUAAAGCCUGGUAGAGUUGGCCUGUCGAGAAGAGAAAACACUCUCUCAGGUUAUCAAUCCAGCCUCACCAGCUGGCGGUCUGACACACAGAUCAGAGUGUGAACCGCAGAUGCCAGGAAAACAUGACUGGAAUGAAAGAAUAGUUGCCAAAUGCAAAUCAGUCAUUGUCGACAGAAAGAGCUUGUCCCUGUAGCUCAGUGGAAGACAAGUCUGAAGUGCCACAACACGCAGUGACACACAAUGUGAUCCUGUGCUAAUGUCUGUGUGAUAACUGCCCCAGUGAGUUACAAAGCCUGAUCCGGGCAGGAAUCCAGUCUGGUCCAAAUCUUCACUGCUGUGUGCAGAGUUAUCAAGACUUAACUAUGAAUCGCACAGAUGAUCAGACAAAAAAUACAGAAUAACAGAGCAAUGUCAAAGCGACUUGGUGAAGAUGAAAUCUAAAAAACAGCAGCCGACGUCUUCAACAGCUGAAAUCAGAAAGACACAUCUGUUACUAACAUUUUCUCUUACUUUUUUACUUUUGUUUUUAAAAAGGAAAUGUAGUCCACCUCACUUAAUAAAUAUUUCGAGUUUGCUCUGAUUAUUUAUCUGUCCUUUCAGCUGGAUUAUGCAGAAGAUGCCACAGAGAAGAGAAGAGUGCUUGAGGUGGAGAAGGAGGACACAGAAGAACUGCGGCAGAAAUACAAGGUGAGGCUUAGAUGUGUCAGUCUCUUCUAUUCUGUACUGCUGUGUUUCUGUGGGCUUAACCCAGAGAUAAGCGCUCUAUUAGACAGAACAAAGUAUUCCAUAAAGUUACUUCAGUGCUUUUUAGAACAGUCUCGGCUUCCCUCACUCACUCCCUCCUGUAUUUAUCGUCUCUCUUAGGACCAGAUGGAAAAGGAGAAAGCUAUUGCAAAGGCUCUCGAAGACCUGAGAGCAAAUUUCUACUGUGAGCUGUGCGACAAACAGUACACCAAACACCAGGAGUUCGACAACCACAUUAACUCCUAUGACCAUGCUCACAAACAGGUACUUGUGUUAAUUACUAUUCUAUCGGCUCUUUCGAUUGAGUUCUAAAAAAUACAUGUAUUUUUUUUCCACAUGAGAAAAGAUCCUGAUGUCGUGUGUUUUUCUGUUCUGCAGCGGCUGAAAGAGCUGAAGCAAAGAGAGUUUGCCCGAAAUGUUUCAUCCCGUUCACGGAAAGGUGGGAAGAAGCAAGAAAAGAUGCUCCGCCGAUUGCAUGAGCUUGCUGAGCAGAGGAAACAACAGGACCGGUAUGGCUCUUUUUCCCGGGUGCCCUCUGCUGGCCGGUUUGGUACCUGUGGCUAGAACAUUGGAGCAACGUUUUUAGUCAAACAAAGCCUACUUUAUAAAUCAGAAUGUCAUUUUCAUAAUUUAGUCUGGCUGAAGGUUAAAGCAUGUUUCAGUAUUAUGUAUUUUCUUAGUCUUUCGGUGUCUGCAGAAGGGAGAUAAUUAUGACUCUCUCAGUUACUCUCUGUUGAUAGCAUGACUCUCAUAUGGUAUGCAAGCUUUAAAAAUCUACUCAUAUCAGAUAAUUGUUUUACCUGUGUGUUUCAGCACUCCAGGAAGUGGGCCCAUGUUCAAAACCACCACAGUUGCAGUGGAUGGAGAAAAGGCUGAAGACAGUGAAAUCCUGAUACCUGAGAACCCUGUCCUGACUGACAGUGUCCCAGAAGGAUCACUGGUAGACAGAAGUGAACAAGCCUCCCCAAAGCCAGCGUCAACCAUCAGCUUCUCUUUGGGCAAGAACAGCGCCUCCUCUCCGACCUCCAGUGCUGCAUCCAAAGUCAGCGUGUCCUUCUCGUUUGCUAAAAAAGCCCCGGUAAAGCUGGAGACAGCAGCAGCGGUGUUUGCUGAUCACGGAGAGGAGGCAAUGGAGGAAGAGGAGGGCCAAGAGGGGGAAAAGGCUGCAGGACAGGAGGAGAUAUCCGGCUGUAGUACAGACAGCCCUAGAGGUGGAUCAGCAGGAGGGGGAGGAGAUGGAGGAGGCGGAGGAGGAGGCGGUGGAGGAGGAGGAGGAGGAGGUGGAGGAGGUGAAGUCAGUAGUGUGGCAGCUACAGAAGAGGUGCAGCCAGCUGAUGAUGGAGGCUCUCUCGCCUCCACUCUUAACAAACUAAAGAUGAUGAUGAAAAAAGAGGAAGGAUACGCUGGACAGGAGCCUCAGUACUAUCACUAUAUACCUCCAGCCCAUUGCCGGGUGAAACCUCACUUCCAGUUUCUGCUUUUUAUGAAGGCCACAGAUCAGUGUCAGAGCAAAGAAGAGGAAGAUGAGGAAGACAGGGCAGAGGAGAAAAAGGACGAGGACUGCCCAGAACAGACAGAAUCCUGUGACACGGAGUGCAAGUCCGAACAAGAACAAGAACAAGAACAGGUGACCUCAACCCCUGACCCAGAGCCAGCUCCUCCGUCCCUCAGAGUUAAGACAGAGGAUUUGUCCUUAUGCGCAGCAGACACAUCUUCAACUCAACCCAGCUCCCCUGCACAGAAAGCAGAAAGCACACAGGAUACUGAGGAGUCAAGCUCUGGUCCAAAAGUACCCACAGGUCCCUUCUUCCCUGUUUUGAGCAAAGAUGAGAGCACCACCCUGCAGUGGCCCUCUGAGCUCCUUGAAUUCACAAAAGCGCAACCAUCUCUGUCUUACAGCUGCAACCCCCUCUACUUUGAUUUCAAACUGUCCCGCAACAAAGGAGCUCGUGGUGGAAAAGCAGCCAAGUCCCCCAAGCCAAGUGAAGAGUCAGAGGACAAGGGCCAUGAGACAGCCACUUCAACGACAGAUGUAGAUUCAACCAAAACUGGGACCGCCACUGACAAAGAGAAAUCAGCGACAAAGGGAGAGCCCGGCCAAUCAGAGGGUGAAGAGCAAAAACCUGCUACAAGCAGCACUAAUACCAAGAAAAAGAAGAAGAAGAAGAAGCAUAAGAAGUCUGCAAAGCACUCAAAACGCAAAGGAAAAGAAAAAGGUGCGAAAGAAGAAGCAGAGGGAGAGACAGAGGUAACCCAGGAGAAGCCGAAAAAGAAGAAAAAACACAAACGGAAGAAGAGUAAAAACAAGGCACCGGACCAAGAUGAAGCAACAGGCGAUGAAAAGGAAAAAUCCAAACCUAAGACAGAUGACAAAGCUGUUGUCUCGGUUCAGCUCCCAACUGGAGAGGCGGGAUCAACGGAAAAUACAGGGGUAGAAACAGGAAAGAGGAAGCGUGCUGCUAAGGAAGUGCCUUGCAAGUCUGGAGCCGAGGAAGGAGGAGCCGGUAAAGGCACAGAGAAGGCCAACUCAUCAGAGGAGCACAGUGGUACCAAGAGGCAAAAGACUGACUCCAGUGCACCUCAAAGUGCCUCCUGCUCAACCUCAGCUCAGAAGAGUCCCGGUCCUGGGAGACCUCCAAGCAGUGAAAGUGAAGAAGAAGGGGGCUCCAAUACUCAGCGCUCGCGUCAUCACAGGUCUAGUCCUCGGGAACAACGCCGACAUCAUAGCGAGGAAUCAGGGCGAUCCUGUAGCCGUUCCUCGAGACGUGGGGAAAGAAGGGGCAGCAGUCGCGGGCGCCAUCGUGGCCAAAACUCCCGCAGUCACUCGUACUCCAGCAGCUCUGAGCGGUCCUCAGCAGGCAGCAGCGCCUACAGCCACCGCAGUCGCAGCUACUCUGAUAGCUACAGCGACUACAGCACAGAGGGUCGAAGACGCAGGCACUCAAAACGGUCAUCGGACUCUGAGUAUGAAAGGAGGGGAAGUCGAGGACGCAGAAGAUCCAGAAGACAUAAGUACUCCUCUUCCUCUUCGGAAGACUCUCGCUCACGCUCACGCAGCUACAGUCGCAGGAAGAGGCACCGCCGGCACCAUCGGAGCAGUUCCCGAAGUUCCAGCAGUUGGAGCCGUAGUACCAGUGCUAGGUCCUGGAGGCGCAGUUACAGUCGAAGCCGCAGCUCGGGCAGCCGCUCCUCCAGCUCCACCAAAGCCUCUCCACGUCGACGAGGCCCCCGAAGUCGAGCAGACAGCGACAGUCACCGCAGAGACUUCAACCGCUCUCACAUCUAUCGCUCUCAAUCCCCACGCUCCUCUACAUCACGAGGCCUUAACCGCAACACGCAUUCGUCAAGCUCACAAGGUCUGAGGCUGGGGGCAUCACGAGACGCGGGGGAACAGAAAAACAGCCUUACCGCUCGCCAACUGCUGGAGAAGGUUCAGUCUAAGAAAAGCUCUGAUGAUUCUACCACAGGGACAAAAUCUGGGCUUAAGAUCAAGGACCCUCCACAGGGUUACUUUGGUCCCAAACUUCCCCCCACCCUGGGAAGCAAAGCAAUGCUGCCGCUUUUUGGGAAGCUGCAGGCAGGAAAAAAGCCAGUGAUCCCCCUAACCAGACCCGAUGACGGAGAGAAGUCAGGAGCAGGAAAAAGUUCAGAGGCUGAGCAAGAGGUCAUCCUGGUGGAGCCCAUACGGGAGUUCCCCCCUCCACCACCUCCUCCAGCCCCUCCUGUACAGAAGGUUGAGGAAGCACCACAGACCACAGUGGUGCAGGAGGAAACCCAGCACCCUGCUGCUGAACCCCAGGUACAUCCAGAACCCAGACCUUUGUUUGAACAGGAGCCUUCCAUGAUGAUUCCUCAGUACCAAGGAGAACCGGGACAAGACCCAUCCCAAAACCCGAUGAUGGAGUCCCUCUUGCCAGAAAUGCAACAGCAGCAGCCGCCAAUGCACGCCUACCCUGCUUACCCACCACCCAACCUGGAGGAGGACGGCAUGGAGGCAGAAGAAGAUGGACUGGCUCCUUUGGAGAGUCAGCCCAUAACUUUCACCCCAGAGGAGAUGGAGAAGUACAGCAAGCUGCAGCAGGCUGCACAGCAGCACAUCCAGCAACAGCUUCUGGCCAAACAGGUCAAGACGUUCCCCUCUGCAGCUGCUGCUGCAGCUGCUGCAGCCGCAGCUGCAAACUUGGCACCUGCUCCCCCCCCACCUGCCCUGCAGCAGAUCCACAUCCAGCAACCCACCGUGUCUGUGGCCUCCGGCACAUCCAUCACCACAGUGCAACACGCCAUCCUACAGCACCAUGCUGCUACUGCUGCAGCAAUGGGCAUCCACCCAGCUCACCCCCAUCACCCACACCCUGCACAUGCCCAACUGGCCCAGGUACACCAUAUUCCCCAGCACCAUCUCACCCCCAUUUCCUUGUCUCCUUUAGGCCAUUCCCUAGGUCAUUCUCUGGGACACUCAUUAGGACAUGCUGGGUUGAUUCCUGCCCACCCUACUGCCUUCCUCUCCGGCCAGCCUAUACAUAUAAUCCCAGCUUCUGCACUUCACCACACCCCUCUCGCCCUGCACCACGUACCUCACGCUGCCCUCUACCCCACACUGUUCACGCCCCGGCCCUCUCAGGCUGCUGCUGCAGCAGCCCUCCAACUCCACCCACUGCUUCACCCAAUCUUCUCAGGGCAGGACCUCCAGCACCCGCCUAACCAUGGCUCUUGAGUAAUGUCAGAAGUGAGAAGGAGUGUACUCAUGUCGCCCAGUCACUGGAGAAAAGAUUUAUCCAAAACCACUUUGGUUUUUGGAUGGAAGAUGAAGUCUGUGACAUUACACAAGCAGUGAGACAGGAAGCUGUCAAUAAACCACCGUGUUACUGACCUCCACAGCGCAGCAAGUUGUAGCCACAAAGUGGUGCUGCCUGUUUUGAGUCAGAAAUGACACAAACUGUUUUUUUCUGGCUCAUGUAAGAUUUUUUUUUUCAUAUUCUUCCCUGAAUUUUUAUAACAGGGUGUUGAUUAAAAGAGACUCCAUCAAGAGACUGGUUUAUAUUCCAGUUUAGGGUGUAUUUACACCAACCACUUGUUUUUGAUUAAGUCAGAGUAACCACUGGAUUUUUUUCCCCACAUGCAGUUGUUGCUCUUUUUUUAAAGCUAAAGAGAGACGCACUGGCUGAAUCUAAAAAGCAGAGUCAUGUUAGGGUGAUGAUGUGUUUUAGUCGUGGGGACACACUGCUUGGAUUCUGUUACCUUCAGAGAGGAACUGUUUAACAAUAACUGAUCAUCUGUUUUUGUGCGCAUUAUGACUACUCACUCUAUUGGACUCAUGGUCUCAAAUUCUUUGUAAUGCAGUAACUUGUACAUAUAUCAGUGUGUAAUGUGAAGAAGCCCACCGAUGGUGAUCAUUUCAAUUUACAGCCAUGGUGUCCAAAUUUGUACGACAUGGGGUUCUGUGAUGUGGGGGUUUUAUCAUCCCCGAUGCUUUGAGGCAAACUUGUGUCCACUGGGGUUUGGGGACACCUGAAUGAAUUGCACUGAAAUAUGUACAUCAAAGUGGUGCGUGUGCAUCCUGUAACAAUAUGAUUGUAGUAUACUGCAAUAAUAGUAUUUUUCUGUUUUUAAAUUAUUUUCUAAAAUGCUCACAGAAAGAAGAGCUGUGUUUUGCUUUUGUGUAAUUUUGUAAAUAAAACUGCUGUAGAUUAACCUAUUAACACUCUAGAGGUUGAGACUGGCGUUGGGAUGAAUUGAACGACGAGGUGGACGGACACGUGCGUGUAUUUUAUGAAGGUUGUUUCCAAUUGAACUUGGCUUACAGGGGCUGAAUUGACAGAAGAAUAAUGAUCAGUCAAACAGUAGCAACUCUGUAUUUUCUAAAAAACUUUCUGUCUCAGCAAAUAAAAUAUUGAGUUCAUGUGUCUUUUCUCCUCUGUAUUGUUGAUUUAAAUCACAGAAAUCCCUCUGAAAGCCUGUGCGGCAGUGAAACACUAGGUGGAGCCCUAAUUUCAGAAAACAGCUGGGUCAAAGCAGCGAAUUCAUAAAAAACACAAGUAGGAGCUCUGGGUUCCAGCUGCUCAGGAAGGUGUUGUGUAAAGUUUCCAGACCAGUCACAGUGAUGUACUAAGGAAAUGAAACAUGUUUAAUUAUGUUGAGAACAAUCACUCACAUAGUGAGACUACACAGGAGCAUAAGUUCAAGAGAAGCUAACAGUUUCAGAAUCAAUGCAUCUGUUUUCUUGAGAUUUUCACAUCCACUCAGUUUAUCAUCUCAGAAAGACGUUUCAAAACAGGUCAUCUCCAACUGCGACAUAGAAACAUUGAGGGAUGUGAUUCUGUGCUUUAUGAGAUGGAAUUACACAGAGCAUUACUAACAGAUUCAGUAAAAGGAAUUUAGUAGAGGUUAGAGUCAGUUCAUUGAAGAGAUCACUUUGAUGAAACAUUAAAAGCCAUUCAGGCUUCUGGAGUUCUUGAUAGAUUCAAUGUGGUUUAGAUAAACAGAUCAGGCCUCAGGUGUGCAACAGUAAUCUGAGGGGAGCAGCAAACUUAUUUGAAAGAAAAACAAAAUACUGUAUUAAAUCCGGGUCUUCAACCAUACCAUUUUUUGGUGCCUAAAAUGAUAAACAAAAGUAGUUGAGAGCAAGUGGUCAUGGCACAGCUUGUCAAAAGAUUUCCUCAAUCAAAUGUUGAAAUCCGUUCUGCCAUUGUUUCAUAUCAUGAGGGAUGAAGAAAUGUCCACGGCUGAUCAUUAAGUGUCUUUGGGGAUUCAGUGGAUGGAGGUCAACCCAGGUAUCUGAUCACUAAGAACAUGAAGAUGCAGGUCAACAGCAUGCCCCCAAUCAUGAUGAAUUUAUCCUCAGUGGCUCGCCUCUCUAUCAGCCUCAUCACGGUGUUGGACAGCCCUAACAUGUUGGCCACAUUCAGCAUCUUCUUAUGGACGUCCUGUGAACAGUUGAAACACACACAGCUUUGAAUUAGACCACAACAACCAUAAAUAGUGCUUCAGGGAAAUGCAGCUGUCUCAUCACGACGUAAUUAUCAACAGUAAUUUAUCUGAUUUCCGGAGUGCCAACACCCAUUCUGACGCGCCACUCCGUCAGACUUGUCUCACGGCGAGACAACCGGGCAACAGACACACCCUGAUAAGAGGAGGCCUGCAGCAAAACCAGGAAGACCUUCUCCACCCUGGAAACACAGACUAGCCCUCCAGCUGUGCACUAGGCACUGACAAUGAGACUAUUGUGGACACUUUAAAAAUGUGUCAUGGAACAUCACCAUUUAAGGACUGUGCUGGCUGUCUUCAAAACAAUAAACCAAUCAAAAUCUCAGAUAACUGAACGUACCACUAAUAUAUUAUUAAAAUCAAUUCCAUGCACACCUUCAGCCAUGAUCUCUGAUCUUUGAGACCAUCCAGGAUGCUCCUUCCACUGCCCAGGAUGUCGUCAACUUGCGAAUGUGCAUUUUGCAGGCCGGCGUUAAACCUUAGGGUCUCGUCUAUGGGGAUGGAGGUAUCUGCAUCCUUUUGAAAAAGAACAAUCAUUUAUUUGAAUUCAUUAUUAGGCCAUUUUGUUGGUUACACUGUAAAUAUAACUAUGUUACACUAGACUUACAUUGGUGGUGAAGGUCCUGCUCAUGAGCUCUUCUCUCUCUCUCUCCUGGGCUUCCCUGGCGUAGCGUCGCUGCUGGAAGUUGUGUAAGGCUGUGCGAAUGUGUUGGACGUCAUAUUUGAGCUGGUCCACUCGUCUAAGGGAAUACAAAGGAUGAUUUAAUACACUGUGACUGGCUGUUUUAGACAAUAUAUCUGUACCUGGAGUGUGCUGUUUCUCCAGUUAAGAGUUUUUGUGAUGGUGGGACUUCUAAAGGAAAUGUUUUCACAGUACUAUGUCCUCUUCUACACCCUUCCUCAACUAAAUAUGAUUUUGCGCACCUCUGCAGCUUUGAGGGUGUCUUAUCACCUUCAGUUUAAUCACUCCAUACUCACAGUUUGGCUUUCUGGCGGCGGUUUGGCAGUUCUUUGUUGGCCAGGAUCUCAAGACGUUCUAGGUGAUUGAAGAUCUGAUCGAUUCUGGCCUGCAGCUCGUUCUCUAACACUAGAGUGAGGAGGGAAAAGAAAGAUUACAGACUACAAAAACAGACAAGGAAGGAUUAAUCCCUAAUGAAAGGGGUCUUCUGCUGUGGUCCCACCAGCAUGUGACAAGAAGCCCUCCCUGCUCCUGUCACUGCGCACCCAACCCUCUUCUUCCUGUUCUGGCCAACAGCUGAUUGGGCUGGCACCAAGUAUCAAAAACAAUGAGCCGUGGGGACACCAAGCCCCUCCUUUAUUUCACUGCCGUCAAAACAAGGGGCCCAGACUCAAAUCAAGAUCAUACAGUAGGGGAGAGUGGGGUAAGAUGAGCCAUUUUUCAUAUUUCAGAUCACUACAUCAAGGCAAUCAUAGUUUUGUCCCUAACUAGUGUAUCUAGGGAUGGGAAUUUAUAUGAUUUUAUCGAUAUCCAUGCCAUUAUCGAUUCGCUUAUCAAUUCAAACUUUGAUUCCCUUAUUAAUGCCUCUCUUUGAUUUAAAAAAAGUAGACUAUAGGUUUUCAAUGUUGACUCAAAAUUUUAUUGAGUCUUUGAUAACAGAAAAAGAUGUAUGCCACCUUGGAUGAGAGUCUAAAAGUAAUCAAACGAAAAACUAUUUGUACAGCAUUUACUUGGUCCGUAUUAAGUCAAAUUAGGGUGACCAUACUCUGGAUCCCCAAAAAGAGGACACAGCUUGGAGUUGUGUGCAAAAUUUUUAGGGUUUUUCUGGUCGGGUCGAGUGUUUUUUUACAUGCGUCAAACUCAGGUAGUCCACGCUACACAAACUCAAAACUUCCAUAAAAAAUUCCUUGUUGUCUUUCUUAGUAAAAUGAAGCCACGCUUUAGAUCGUUUCUGCCUACUUUUCGUACCAUCUGCCAUGUUUUUUUCCUCAAACUCUCUGUUCUUGUCCGCAUAGACUGCCUCUCACAAGACCGUUUUCCAAAGCCACUAGAAGAAAGGAAUCGUCAAGGGAAUCAUUAAAAUGAAAAGUAAACGAUGUCGAUUGAUUGAACCGGUUCCCGAUUCCCAUCCUUAAGUGUAUCUGCAUAUAUUUCAAGAUGUUGUGCAUCCCUGCAAACCAACAGAAUGAGUGUAAACAGAACUGUCUUGAUAAUAUAGCAUGCCAAAAAAAAAGGUGGUCUCCUAUGGUCAUAUGAAGGGGGUAAAUUGAGUCAUCCCUACUACUCCCACACUCUCCACCCCAGCCCUCCCUUCCCCUUCUCUCUCCCUAAAUAACAGUCACUUCUUCACAUUCAUGUGUAUUUUUAUCUAUUAUACGCUUUUCAACUAGUACAAUAAUUAUUUUUUGUUAUUAUUAUUAUUGCAUAUAACUGCUUAAAAGCUGUUUUGUCAAGAGUGAAAAAUGAUUUUUUGAAAGUAAAUGUCUAACUCCUUCACCCAUGUGCUUCUAACCUCACAGACUCCAUGAAUUGAUGCCCAUCUCCUUAACAUUUGGUUAUAUGUCAUCAAUUUCUUUUACCAUUUUCAAGCAACAGGGGGUGGCUCAACUUACCCCACUCCCCCCUAUAUAAUGGAAAUGGACAAGAGGUGGUGCACUCAAACUCAAAGCAAAAGGAGAGCAGAAUAUGACAGUCACAUAAAAUAACAAUGUCCAAAUCACUACUUACAGUGUAUUGACUCUCGAUCCGUCCUCUCCAGACCCCCCAUAAGACUGUGAACCUCCUGGAUCUGCCUGUAGCGGACAAAGUACAGCUUUAAGAGGGGUUCGAGGACAUAUGGUCCCGACUGUUAGGUCAUCUCUUAAAACCACAACUAACUCUAUUUAAUACUUAUUUGAGAAUAUACAUAAGGAAAAAUCUGAAUGUGUUUUGAAUGGUUUGCUACAAUAACAGCUACAGUUAGUUUGAUGGUAAUUAGCUUAAACAGCUGCACCAGUAUGUUUCUUCAAUCACAGUCACACUCACUUGUUUGUCUGAUGGUAAAGCGCCUCCAUCUUCUUUGUUAUGCCGAAUCUCUUUAUUAUUAUUAUACUUUCCUCCACAGGUUUCUUUAGCUGGAUCACCUUACCUCUCUGACAGGUAGCUAGGCUAGCUAAACUAGCUGACGCUGUUCGGGUGUACACGUCAUCGCCAGAGCGUUUGUGUACGUGAACAACAAAGCGGAAGUUGCGCUGCGUCAUCAGAGAGAGGGGGAAAACGAAGAGCGCUCACUCCGUGUCGAAUUUAAGAGUAAGGAUCUUCUCUAUUGGCUUUAUUUGGCAUUAAAUUUCAUAAUGAGUUCACACAUUCAGUUCUGUACUCAUAGUAUUGUAAAGGAUACGUUUAAAGGUAAAGAAAGUAGCUUUGGUGGCCUCACGCAUAUUGAAGACCACUGUUUAGUUUCAGAAGAUGCGCCACCCAGUGUCUCAAUUUGUCAACAGCACAAAGCCUAAGUUGGUUUGACAUCAAAUUCAAAACCCCAACACUUACAACACUUUUUAAAUUCAUGUUUGUGAGUUGUAACAGGACACUAACAGUCAUGCAGACACAGAUUCGUGUGUGGUUGCUCACAGGCAGCCAACCCUAUAAUAAGGCUACACACCUGCUGCUAAAACCCCCAAAUUUAAAUCAAAGCUGUUGAGUGUUAAAUAUAAUAGGUGUUCUCUUUGCCAUAAAGGCUAUCAGGUGUGAUAGUUGAGAUCCUUUCCCCUACUAGGUUGAGCUUUCAGGGCGUAAUCUGUUGACAUGUCGACAUGUGACAGGAAAGGCUCUGUGAAACAUGUCCUAGGGCUAGUUUUUGUCAGCUUGCUCUGAUUCAGUCAAAUUAGACUAUCCUCUUUUUUUUCUAAAGAUAGGUGUCAGAAUAUCCUUCUCUGUCCAUCCACUUGCUUUCUUCUCGCCUGCGGUCAGACACACGAAAAACCAAAGAUAUCAAACUUUUCAUUGUGAGGUGAGAUCACUGCAAAGAGAGGAGAGGAUGUCUGAGGAUGCAGACAGGCUGUUUGUGUAGCUUCCCCUCACAGAUUAGUUUGACACUGAGUGCUGUGUGAAUGUAGCAUGAUUGGAUUUCCCAGAAGUAGCUGUGAAUAUUUCACAAUCAUUCCCCUGUGAUUAUUGGGAGGACAAUCCUCCUGAGGCGCUACCUGGCAGGCUGGCACCUUAACAAAACCGCAUCUCAAUCACCCUGUUGCAACCCUGCGCCAUAUGGUCUGAGCUAUCUGCUGGAACUGGAACGUGAAAAUCAAUAAGCAAGUGAUGCAAAUGUAUUCACCUUGAACCUGAUUAGUGCGGUGAACUGUUAGACGCUCCUGUAUGCUGGUGGUAGCUGUGUUUGUUUACCUCACUCACUCAGCACAGCGGUGUGGAAAGCAGUCCAGACAGUUCUCCACAGCUGCCUGAUGCUACUUGAGUUGAUGGUUGUAUCUUCAGGCAAGACACUUCUCAACGGAGGUCCUGUUUUCAGCCACCCCCACAUGUCAGCUACCUUGAGAUCUGUUCAUGCCACUUCUUGCUCUCACUGUUCUCCAUUUUUGGUUGUCAUAACACAUUCCAAGGAGAAGCACAGUUUUAACCUGUUGCUUGGAAUGGAGAAGAAGUAAGAGAAACAGGACCCCGCAAACCAUCUAAGGACCCCCCCUCCUUCCCGCACACACAUAAACACACACACUUCUCUUUCUUCAUCUCUCAAGGUCGUGGGGUUCCUUCUGUCUGUCCUUUAUCUUUCAGCCCUGAGGAAGGGAUGAGAUGAGCUUACUGGUUUCCCUCCACACCUGAGCACCACGGGCACAAACUUGAAUCCUUUCUCCAGGUGUGGAGCACAAUCACACCAGUCAGACUGACCAAGAAGUCACAUGCGGUUGCACCAAAGCAAUGCUGAUGUCCAAAUGUCACUACUGGAGUUUCAUGCACAUUCCUUCAAGCUUUGUUUUAGCCCCAUCUAAGAGGUUGUAUAAUCAGGUACUUUGUUUUUGGUACAGGGAUGCAAUGUUUUUGUAGAUAUUUGCUGCUUGUUUGUGGAGAGCUCUCAUUUAUGAAUAAAAAUCCUUGGUUCCAAACAUUUGUUUAGUUAAGACACACACACCAUCAGCAUCAGAUGACUACAAACCGAAUUUGCUUUAUUAAAAUAAACCAUCAGGCAUAAAAGCCCCAUUCAGAAUAAGAUAAGAUAUUUCUUUAAUAGUCCAACAUAAUAUGAAUGCUGAAAAUUACAGCAUAGCCCUUUUUUCAUCAAUAAUGUGUAAAUACAAACCUAUAAACACUAUCUGAAUGUGUUGGGAGUGGGCUUUGGAAGUUUUAAAAAUACUACCUAAUACAAAUUAAUAGAUACUUUAUUAAUCUUGCAUAUAAAAUUCACUUCAAGAUUAAGUUGGGCAGCAUUCAGCAUAAAAUACAUUUAUCUACGCAUGCAUCAGGAUUCAUAUAAAUGUAAUUGGCUGAAAAAUUAACUGUGUAUAUGUAUACUAGCUAAUUACUGCCUUUAUUUUGGAAUAUUAUUUACAACAAAUUACACAACUUCGA
Molecule: messenger RNA, 33953 nt
Organism: Xyrichtys novacula (pearly razorfish)
Lineage: Eukaryota; Metazoa; Chordata; Actinopteri; Labriformes; Labridae
Source: the annotation of a GenBank genome assembly